AAGCAGGCCAUGAUAUUUAUUUCCAAAUGGUUCUGUCAUUAUAAUCUUACUAAAAUUGACUUUAAAUUCAGUCGUCGCCGAGCCUUUGCUGUGAUCAUGUCGAAUUUGUACAACGAGUUGAAGAACGAGUGGAGCAAGCAUGCCCCCAAUUUGGCCCAUUGCUCCCAUCUGCUAGAUGGUUUCAAACUGGAGCUGGUGAGGUCCAACUUUGGAACUAUCCAAGUGCAAUCGAGUUCCAAGCAAAAGGACCAACUAAUCAAAUCCCGAGAGAUGCUGGAGAUUGCCGUGGAACACAGCAUUACCAUAAGGGACUAUGCCGCCUUUGAGAGAUACAUGGCCCAGUUGAAUACCUACUACUACGACUACGAUAAGUACCUGGAGUCCUCCAAGCACAUGCACAAGUUCAUGGGUCUGAAUCUGCUCUACAUGCUGGCCACCAACCGGAUUGCUGACUUCCACAUCGAACUCGAGCGUCUGCCGUCGGCUUUGCUGCUGCACGAUAACUUCAUCAAUCCCGUUUUGGCCCUGGAGAACUACUACAUGGAGGGCAGAUACAACAAGAUACUGCAGGCCAAGAAGUCCAUGCCCUCGGAGAUCUACUCCAAUUUCAUGGACAUGCUGGUGAACACGGCUCGCGAGGAGAUCGCAUCCUGUAUGGAGAAGUCCUACUUGAAGAUGGCCCACAAGCAGGCUGCCCAGCGCUUGGGACUUCGUCCUGGUUCCAAGGAGCUCUUGGAGCUGGCCAAAAGUCGCCAAUGGCAUCUCGAUGAGGAGGGGAACUACGACUACGCCGGCCUGCAUACCAGGCCAUCGGAGAAGGUGCCUGCCAAGGACAUUGCCACCCAUAAUCUUACCUAUGCCCAGGAGCUGGAGAAAAUUGUUUGAAUUCCUGUUCUAAAUCCCAUCAACCAGAAAAUAAUGUCUAAAAAUUAAACAUUCGACUGAAAUUCAGUAAAUACCGCACCGGAAA
Messenger RNA from Drosophila biarmipes, 970 nucleotides. It is a transcript of the gene Rpn12R, whose product is annotated as 26S proteasome non-ATPase regulatory subunit 8. Gene Ontology annotation, biological process: proteasome-mediated ubiquitin-dependent protein catabolic process. Lineage: Eukaryota; Metazoa; Arthropoda; Insecta; Diptera; Drosophilidae. The coding region runs from base 10 to 885 and encodes 291 amino acids. The transcript has a single exon. The record is from RefSeq and is a predicted model, not a curated record. Gene Ontology annotation, cellular component: proteasome regulatory particle, lid subcomplex; cytosol; nucleus.